GGGGCGGCCUGGGGGAGUCCUGGGUCCGGGCGGCCGCGGGCUGGCUAGCUGGCGCGUGGCCUGGCCGUGGCGCGAUGAGCGGGGCUGGCGCGGCGCCGGGGUCGGCGGGCGCAGGCAGGGGGCUGCGGGUGGAUGGGCUGCCCCCGCUGCCCAAGAGCCUGAGCGGGCUGCUGCACUCGGCGUCGGGCGGCGGCGCGUCGGGGGGCUGGCGCCACCUGGAGCGGCUGUACGCCCAGAAGUCGCGCAUCCAGGACGAGCUGAGCCGCGGGGGCGCGGGCGGCGGCGGGGGCCGGGCAUCUGCGCUGCCCACCAAGCCCCCCAACCUGGACGCGGCGCUGGCGCUGCUCCGCAAGGAGAUGGUUGGCCUCCGCCAGCUGGACAUGUCUUUGCUUUGCCAACUCUACAGCCUGUACGAGUCGAUUCAGGAAUACAAGGGAGCGUGCCAGGCAGCAGCCAGCCCGGACUGCUCCUACGCUCUGGAGAAUGGCUUCUUCGACGAGGACGAGGAAUAUUUCCAGGAGCAGAGCGCAGUCCAGGAUGGGAGGGACCGAGGCGCUCCUCGGGACGUGUCGCCGCCUGUCUCUUCCCUCACCAGCAGCAGCUGGGUCCUGGAGUCCCUGUAGGGGGCCAUGGGGGCUACGCUUCCUACUGGACAUGCCGUCAGCAUUUGCUUCUCUUGUGAGAAAGCUCCUGUGCUCCUCCAUGGUGGACAGUGCUCAGGCCUGAGGGGCGAGCGCUGCCAGGUCAGUUUGUAGCAGGAGACUCUCCAUUGACACGUGGUGGCAUUCCGCUUGGUCGGCUGCAGUUCUGCUUGGGUGACCUAGAGGUGUUCAGGAACAUCCUUGACAGCCUUGUACUGAGACGCACCUGCUGAGCACGCGCAAGGAUGUGAGGAGAGGAUCCCUGUAGGAGGCCUUGGAGGGGAUUGCGUGUGGGGUGACUUGGGGUUAGUUACUUCCUUACAGGUGGUAGAUUAUUUGUACCCGCAUUGUUUUGGGGUUUGUGAUGUGUGAACACCAGCACUGCGCCGUUCCCUGCCUCUGCAGCUUUUGCUGGUUCAUGAGCCUUUAAGCCUCUUAUGUUGGCUUUAUUUAUUUAUAAGCUGCAUUACUAACUGGUCAGGUGACUUGGUGAACGCUUUUUACUGAAAAAAUAAGCACUUCUGGUCACACCAACCAACUGCUUACUCUCAACCUUCCAAAACUUUAUAUCAUUCUUGUUAAUCAGAUAUAGGAGGAAAGAAGCUAAUAGGGAGAUAUGUUGAAUAAAAUGGCAAAACAAAACUGGAACAAGCUAAUAUUUUGUAUCAUUCACUGUAAAAUGGGAAACAUUUUUGUUUUUAAAGAUUCUGAAUGUAAACUAGUAGGUUAGGAAGCAAACACCCUCCCCUCAAAACAGUGAUUACCUUAAGCCUUAAUAUAUUUAAUAAAGUAUUUUAUGAAAACUUUACAUUUUGUAGGUUAAAAAUAGAGAUAAAAUGCUCAACUGCC
Messenger RNA from Oryctolagus cuniculus (rabbit), 1490 nucleotides. RefSeq names its product family with sequence similarity 89 member A (gene FAM89A). The record is from RefSeq and is a predicted model, not a curated record. NCBI's taxonomy places the organism in Eukaryota, Metazoa, Chordata, Mammalia, Lagomorpha, Leporidae.